GGCUUGGUGGACACUGCCAGGAAGAACUUCGGGGGUGGCAAUACCGCAUGGGAGGAGAGGGCGCUCUCCAAGUACGAAUCCAGUGAAAUCCGUCUUGUAGAAAUCAUAGAAAACCUGUGUGACAGCAGUAACUUUGAAUGCAACAACAUGGUAGAAGAGCAUGAAGAACAUAUAGAGAAAUGGUGGUUCAAACUAAAGAAGAAGUAUCCUGACUUAUUUAAGUGGUUUUGUAUAGAAACUAUUGAAGUUUGCUGCCCUACUGGAACCUAUGGACCAGACUGCCUUGCUUGUCGCGGUGGGUCAGAAAGGCCUUGCCAUGGAAAUGGCCAGUGUGAUGGAGAUGGCACUAGAAGUGGGGAUGGAACAUGUAGUUGUAACAAGGAGUAUGCAGGAGACUUCUGUCUAGACUGCUCUGAUGGUUAUUACAAUACUCUGAAAAAUGAAACGCAUUCUGUUUGUACAGCUUGUCAUGCUGCCUGUAAAACUUGCACUGGUUCAACUAACAAAGAUUGCGAGGCCUGUAAAGAGGGUUGGACCAUGAACGAAGAAGCAGCUUGUGUGGAUGUGGAUGAGUGUGCUGCAGAAGCUUCUCCUUGCAAAGAUGACCAAUACUGUUUAAACACAGAUGGAUCUUUCUCAUGCAAAGCAUGUGAUGUUAGCUGUGUAGGCUGCACAGGCGAAGGCCCUGGCAAAUGUAAAGACUGCAUGUCGGGAUACAUAAUGGAAGAUGAAAAGUGCACAGAUAUGAAUGAAUGUAAUCUUGCCGAAAGUGUAUGUAUAAGAGAAAAUGAAGACUGCAUUAAUACCUCAGGCAGUUACAAGUGUAUAUGCUCGGAAGGCUUUGAAGAAAAAGAUGGAACAUGUGUUCAAACAAAAGCAGGAGAGGAAGAAGUGAGAGCAGUGACUACACCGCCUUCUCCUGGACAUGAGGACUUAUGAUCUACAUUCCAAACCAAAAGAGAGUCAUAUCUACACCUUUAAGUUAAUGGACUGAAGCUUUAUGACCUGAUAAACUGUGGAAAUAGUAUUAAAUAUGCAGAUGGCCAGCAUGAUUAUUUUGGAAAAUGGUAAUGAAAAAUUGCCUUCAGCUGCAUUUACCUAAGAAAGAAUAAGGAAAAUGCCACUUUUUAUACAGAUUUUUUUAAAUAAAAAGCAUCCUCAUUCUAGAUGGGUAAGUAUAGACUGUUGGAGUAGAAACAAUCAAAAACGAGUUGCAUAUGUCUCAUUCUGGUGUCUACUAGAAAUGAUCAUCCUCUUAGAAGGACUUAAAUUUAUCCUGCCCUACCUAAUUGAAACAAGAUGAAUUGAAACUGGGUAUUUCCUGACAUGGGAAUUUUUCUAUAGCUAGAAUAUGGCUUUUAGGAAAUAUUAAAGGGCAUCAUUUUAGAAAAUACUCUUCCCUAGAAAUGAAACGGAGUGCCUGAUAUUGCAUUCAAUAAAGUUUUAUUUGUUGGUGCGUGUCAUAAGCUA
This is a messenger RNA of Alligator sinensis (Chinese alligator), 1470 nucleotides long. It is a transcript of the gene CRELD2, whose product is annotated as cysteine rich with EGF like domains 2. The record is from RefSeq and is a predicted model, not a curated record. Lineage: Eukaryota; Metazoa; Chordata; Crocodylia; Alligatoridae. The transcript has 9 exons. Gene Ontology annotation, molecular function: calcium ion binding. Bases 148 to 939 code for a protein of 263 amino acids.